AUGCUGCUUGCUGUCAUGGCAGUCUCACUGCACAUAGCGAGCUGUCACAGGAGCCUGGUGAAGGGCUCCUCUCCUCUCAGCUUCACCCAUCAUCUGUACAAUGCCACGAUUUAUGAGAACUCUGCCCCAAGGACCUACGUUGAAAGCGGCAUUAAAAUGGGCAUUGUGGUCACGGAUGACUUCUGGGACAUCAAAUACAAACUGGUGGCUGGGGAUGAGGACAGCCUUUUCAAAACUGAGGAGGUUACAGUGGGAGAUUUCUGCUUCCUAAGGAUAAAAACUCGGAGCAGUAAUUCGGCUCUACUGAACAGGGAAGUAAGAGAUAGUUACACACUUACCAUUGAGGCAAGUGAAAGUACCUAUGACUACCAGGCCAGGACAAAGGUGCUGAUUCAAGUGCUUGACACCAACGAUCUGAAGCCACUCUUUUAUCCCGCAUCCUACAAUGUCAACAUCAAAGAGGACACUGCACUGAAAACCAGUGUGGUCCAAGUCAGUGCCACUGAUGCUGACAUUAGCAGCAACGCUGACUUCUAUUACACAUUCAUGAGCAGAUCGCACCCCUUUGCAGUUGAUCCCUUCACAGGUACCAUCACCCUCACCAAGAAGCUUGACUAUAGUCGAGCACGCAGGUACGAGCUCACGGUCUUAGCUGAAGACAGGACUAAGAAAAUCUCAGGAAUACCAAAGUUUGGGAAUGAGGCAAGAGUCAUAGUAAAUGUGGAGAAGGUCUCUGCCGAACCUCCAACAAUCAAACCAGUCACUGUAAUAACACAGAAGGAGGGCGAUGAUAUGCUGUCUCUAAAUGUUGUGGUCAAAGCUGGAGAAAAAGAAGUAGAAGCUUUGAAAAUUGUUGCUGGAGAUCCACAGAGGUACUUUGAAAUUAUUCCAUCCAGUCUGGAAGGUUAUAACUUUGAGGUAGUCUCCACCAAAAAGAUAGACUGGUCACAUAGCCCCUUUGGUUUAAAUAUUUCCCUUCAAGCAAAAGACAGGAGCAAUCCUCCCAUCCUUUCUCAGAUAAAAGAGAUCUAUAUUCCCCCUACAAAAGGCACCCUGUUGAAAUUUGAGAGUGAAGUCUAUCAUGCUAUGCUAAGUGAAUUUGCUGCACCAAAGACUCACGUGGUUAGAGUAAUAGCAAUGCCAAAUCAUGCUAAUGUCACAUACCAUAUCAAAAAUCGCCCCAGUAAUUUCAAAUUCAGGAUUUACCCUAAGAGUGGUCAAGUUGUAACUACAGAACAUGUGGACUUUGAGGGGAAGUCACAUUACGAGUUUGAUGUGGUGUUGAAUCAUGGAGAAGCACAAGCCCAUGUGAUUGUUGAUAUCAUUGAUGAGAACGACAAUGCUCCCAAGUUCAUCGGUCUUCCAUACCAAGGUACACUUCCAGAGAAUGUGGCCAUAGGCACAAGCAUUUUAACAGUCACUGCCACGGAUCUGGACGCAGGCAAUAAUGGCUUUGUGACUUAUGCCAUCACCAAUACCGGUCCCUUGCCAUUUACAGUGGACCCGUUUACGGGUGUCAUCUCCACAUCUGAGGAGAUGGACUAUGAGCUCAUGCAGAGGUGGUAUCACCUCAGAGUCAGGGCCUCUGACAGUGGAAGCCCCUUCAGCCAUGUGAGUGAAUGUGCCGUGACACUCAUCAUGAGCAACCUUGAUGAUAAUGUACCUCUAUUUGAGAGGGUGGGGUGUAAUGCCACCAUCCCCCAGGACUUUUCGGUAGGAGAGAGUAUUGGCGUCAUGUCUGCCGUGGACCUGGAUGAACUCCAGCAAGUCAGGUACAGCAUCGAGUCUGGUAAUGAGCGUGCCUUGUUCAACAUUGACCCUGUCUCAGGGUCCAUCAGGCUGGCUAAAAAGAUUCCCUUGUCCCUGUCAGCUGGUGAGAUGCCAUCGUUUAGCCUCAAGAUAACGGCCACAGAUGGUAUACAUAGUGCUGUUCCUACUGUUGUUAGCAUUGCUGUCACAGGCUCUGGCGGUGAAGCCAGCAUGCAGUGUCAUGAAACAGGAGUUUUCAAACAACUGACAGAAAGGCUUAUUGAAUCUAUAAAGCCUGAAAUGACCACUGAAGACGAGGACACCUUUUCAGAUAUCCAUAUCAUUAACAGGCACUCUCCUAAGUUUGAGCCUGAUUUGCCAAGCUCCAUGGACCUCAAAGAGGACUUCCCAUUGAACACCACCAUCCUGAAAUUCCGGGCUACAGAUGCUGACACAGGCUUCAACGGCAAACUUGUGUAUGCCAUUUCCAGUGGGAGUGAAGAUUCAUGUUUUACCAUCGACAUGGAUACGGGAGAGCUUAAGCUUACUUGCACAUUAGAUAGAGAAACAAAGGCAUUCUAUAUUCUGAACAUUACUGUUUAUGAUGUAGGGGUCCCACAGACAUCUGCAUGGAAGUUUUUGGCUGUAAAUAUAUUAGAUGCCAAUGACAAUCCACCUGUUUUUGAUCAGUGCAUGUAUGUUCUGAGCAUACCUGAGAACACAGAAGUGGACAAGAGCAUUUUUAAAGUGCAUGCUGUCGAUUAUGAUUUGGAUGAUAGUGGAAGCAUUAAGUAUUCCCUUCUAACUUCAACUGAAACAUUCAAGAUCGAAGAGCUAACCGGAAUACUGAAGGUGGCUGGGCGACUGGAUAGAGAAACAAAUCAAAGGCAUGAUUUAAAGAUUGAGGCAAGAGAUCAGGCUGAAGUAGAACCUCAGCUUCUCUCCAUAGUUGAUGUGGUGGUGAUCUUAGAGGACAUUAAUGAUAGUCCUCCAAAAUUUGUGCCAAAGGUCUUCAAAAUUCAAGUACUGGAAGAUGUACCUUUAGGGACAGUUCUUUUAUGGGUAGAGAGCUAUGACUUAGAUCUUGGGACUGGAGGAGAAAUUAGCUAUAACCUGAAGAACACUGAGAAUGGGGCUUUUUUCCUCGACACAUCAACAGGCUGCUUGACACUUCAGAAAGAACUAGACUUUGAGAGGAAGCAGUUUUAUAAUCUAACUGUUCGGGCAGUGGACCAUGGACAGCCACGAUCCUUGUCUUCCUCCUGCUUCAUAGAGGUUGAGGUGCUGGACGUCAAUGAAAAUCUGAACACCCCAGCCUUCUCCUCAUUCGUCUACAAGGUAGCAGUGAUGGAGGAUGCAAAAGUGGGAACCUCAGUGGUCACCUUAACUGCAGUUGACAGGGACCUGGGUAAAGAUGGAGUUGUGAGAUAUCAUAUCCACGGUGGAACUGGCUUAGGAGUGUUCACCAUUGAUGAAGAAACAGGAGUUAUUCGGACUGCUGAAACUUUGGACAGGGAAGCUAUUCCACACUACUGGAUCACAGUUUAUGCCACAGAUCUAGGGACUGUACCCCUUGUGUCCUGGACAGAGGUGUUUGUUGAAGUGAUGGACAUAAAUGACAACCCCCCUGAGCUCUCCAAGCCUAUCUACUUUGGCUCAGUGCUGGAAAAUUCACCGAAGGGCAAAUCUGUGCUCAAAGUGGCAGCCACAGAUGUCGACUUAGACUCAGAGGAAAAACUCACCUUCCAGAUUGUGGACUCACAACGCCUCUUUUCCAUCAACACCAAGACAGGUGUCAUCACCACUCAGGCUGUCCUGGACCGUGAACAGAAAGCAGAACACAUCAUUGAGGUGAUUGUGUCUGACAAUGGCGCCCCGGCCUUGCGCUCCACUGGCACCGUGGUCAUCCACGUGCAGGACGAGAAUGACAACAGCCCCCAGUUCAACCACAAACUCUUCCAGGUGAAGCUGCCAGAGAGGCAGGGUGUGGCUGAGCCACAGGAAGUGUACAGGAUGGUUGUCCGGGAUGACGACGAGGGGCCAAAUGCCGAGGUCACAUUCAGCUUGGAGACUGAUUUGGAGCACAAGUUCGAUAUCCAUCCCACAACUGGCGUGGUGUCCUCUAUGGGUGACUUCGGGCAUGGAAACUACACUAUCCUCACGGUCAAAGCGACAGAUCAUGGAAGCCCUGCGAGGAGGUCCACAGCCCGCCUUGAUAUCGAGUGGAUUCCAAAGCCGACACCCUCCUCUGAACCGCUGGCCUUUGACGAGCCGCACUUUAACUUUGCUGUCAUGGAGAUGGACCCUGUCAAUCAUAUGGUGGGGAUAAUCAGCACUGACAGAAUUGGCAGCCUCCUCUGGUUUGACAUCAUAGGUGGUGAUGACGAGCUGGAUUUUGACAUGGAGAAGGACACUGGUACUAUCAUGAUCGCCAGGCGCUUGGACGCAGGGAAACGGUCCAACUACAACCUGACAGUGCGGGUGACAGAUGGGUCCCAGAUCAUAACCACUCAGGCUUAUAUACGUGUGGUGGACAUGAAUGGGUACCGGCCCGUGUUCCUGAAGAGCCAGUAUGAGGUGGUGGUCCCUGAGGACACCGCGCCCUGGAAAGAGAUCCUGCAGAUCAGUGCGCAAGACAGAGACAUCAAUAGCAGGCUUCUUUACACCAUUCACAGCGGCAUCCAUCCAGAGAGCGUCAGCCACUUUCAGUUGGACCCCAACAGUGGAAUUCUUGUCAUAAAAGAAAAACUGGACUUUGAGACCUUACCUGUGCACACCCUUGUUUUGAUGGUUCGAGAUCAAGAAAUCCCCAUGAAGAGGAACUUUGUAAAGGCUGUGGUCCAUGUGGAGGACUGCAAUGACCAUUCUCCAGUCUUCAUGAGCUCACAUUAUGAGGCUAAUGUGCUAAACCUGGAAGCCAUUGGGACAGAGGUGCUGCAAACUAGGGCUCUGGACAAAGACACAGGCAGCAACUCUGAGAUUAUCUACUCAUUUCACUCAGGAAACACCGAUGGUGCAUUCAGCAUUGAUCCCCAAACUGGACAUAUAAAGGUGGCUAAGCCCUUAGAUACCCUACCACACCAACAAUACCAUUUAACUGUGAAGGCUACUGAUCAGGGCUUCCCCCAGCGCAGUGACUUAAGCCCUGUCAACAUCCAUGUUAAACUCUCUGACAAAACACCACCCAAGUUCUCCUCAGAUGAAUACUUCACCGAGAUCAGCGAAUCUACCCCUCAAGGUUCUCCCUUUUUCACGGUCACAGCUUCUAGCCCCUCCGCUGUGCACUACAAGAUCAAAGGCGGGGACCCCAAUGGAACUUUCCACAUCAACUACUUCUCUGGGGUCCUCUCAAUUCAAAGAGCACUCAAUUUUGAGGAGUGCUUCUCCUACCAGUUGCAAGUAAGAGCUUCCAGUCUAGCAGGGAGCUACUCAGAUGCAGUGGUGUACAUCUAUGUCAUUGAUGAGAACGACAACGCUCCGGUUUUUCUUCAGGAGGAGUUUGUGGGGCAGAUCAGUGAGUCAGCACAUAUAAAUACCAUGGUGAUGGGACAGAACAACACGCCUCUGGUGAUACUUGCAACUGAUGCAGAUAAGGAUGCCAACGCCCUGCUAGUUUUUCAAAUCCUGGAACCUGAAGGGGAGAAAUUCUUCAAAAUUGAUCCAAGCAUGGGGACACUCUCCUUAAUAGCUCCCAUUGACUUUGAAUUGACUCCAGAGAUUCACUUCAGUGUUCAGGUCCGUGACUCUGGGGAGCCUUCUCUUUAUGCAACCAAACCAGCUAAAGUAACUGUCUAUAUCCUGGAUUUCAACGACUGUAUUCCCAAGUUCACAGCACCAGUGUAUGAAACUUCUAUCAUGUUGCCUGCUUUCCAUGGCAUGGAAGUUAUUCAAGUGACCGCAAACGAUGCAGAUUCAGAUGUGUUAUACAGCAUUCAUGAGGGCAAUUUUAAUAAUGCUUUUAGUGUCCAUCCUACCACUGGCAGUAUAUCUGUGGACAACGUCUCUAGCCUCAAACUAAAUCAUACACUGUUCAUCAAGGCCUCUGAUGGUUUAUUCAAAGAUACAGCCAUUGUUAAAAUAAACAUCACCAACAUCACAAUGACUAGUCUUAGAUUUGAGCAAAAGUUCUAUGCAGCCACUGUGAUGGAGAACACAACAUCUAGCAAAACCUUAGCUGUCGUAAGAGCCUCAGGGAGCUAUCUGAAUGAGCCUCUAUUCUACACAGUUCUAAACCCAGGAGGGUUAUUUUCAGUGAUACAGACAUCUGGUGUUCUUGAAACCACUGGUGUACCUUUUGAUCGGGAGACACAAGAUGAGUAUGAUGUGAUAGUACAAGUAAGGGACUUUCGUAGUCCUGCCCGAAUAGCUUUAGCCCAUGUAAAGGUGUAUGUCAAUGAUGCCAACGAUAAUGCACCUGAAUUCCUGAAUUUGCCUCACUCCAUUAUGAUUUCUGAGGAUGCUGAGCCAGGAGAUGUACUCCUUCAGGUGACAGCAACAGAUAAAGAUCUUGGUGAAAACGGAUCCAUCACUUAUCUGCUAGAAGAUGACUUUGACCUCUUUAGGAUAGAUCCUUAUCUUGGUGACGUGUCACUUCAAAGGCCCCUCGACUUUGAAUCAAAGAAUAGGUAUGUUCUCAGUGUGUUAGCUGAGGAUGAGGGCAUGCCUAGUUUAGCAUCCAUAGCCGAUUUGCACAUUGAAGUGAGGAACAGGUCAAACCCAGUAUUUCAAAGCAUGUACUACCCUUUGAGGGUUCCUGAAAACAUUUCUCCGUUCACUACCAUCUUGCAUGUACAAGCCAGGAAUCCUGAGGGCUAUCGUUUGAUCUACAACCUUAUUGAAGAAAAUGCCUCAAGAGCCUUUCACAUUGACUUCAAAACAGGGGUCUUGAGUGUCACAGAUAACUUGGAUUAUGAGGCCCAAUCUAAGCAUGUUCUGACAGUCAGAGCCACUGACUCUGUGAUAGGAGCCUUCUCCGAUGCCACAGUUGAGAUUGAAGUUGAAGAUAUUAAUGACAAUGCCCCAGAAUUUCUGCAACUGACUUACACAGCACAUUUGUUAGAGAGAUCACCAACUGGCACUUCAGUGUUACAGGUCUUGGCUGUGGAUAAAGACUCUGGAAGAAAUAAAGAUAUAACUUACCAAAUAACUGGGACUGGAAAAAAUGAAACUGAUUUCUUCGAGAUUAAUCCACAGAGCGGUCUUCUAGUAACAACACAAGAACUGGACUAUGAAGACAGACAACAGUACCGCCUGAUAGUUAAAGCUAUAGAUAAUGGUGUAUCUCCUAUGAGCAGUCAGGCUUUCAUCACUGUGAAUGUCACUGAUGUCAAUGACAACCCUCCUAAGUUCAACAAGGACGAAUACCAUGCUUCUCUCAAUGAAAUGGCCACAUGUGGUCAUAUUGUCAUUCGAAUCCAAGCAUCAGAUCCAGACAGUGGGGACCUCAACAAUCUAGACUACACAAUAAUCUCUGGAAAUGAAGACAGGCAUUUUGCCAUAAACAGGUCCUCCGGUAUAAUUUCCUUCUCUAAUGUCUGCAAGAAAAGCCUUGAUCCUUUUUACAACCUUACAGUGGCUGUGUCAGAUGGUAUUUUUCAAAAGACGGCUCCAGUCAAUAUUGACAUGAUGAACAGCAACAAGCACAAUCCCCACUUUGACCAAAGUAUCUAUGAGGCUGAACUGGUAGAGAAUGCUGAGGCUGGAACCCGUGUGAUCAGAUUGGCUGCAAUAGACCCUGACGAUGGUCCAUACGGCAGUGUGGACUACACAAUCAUUAACAAGCUUGCAGAUGAAAAAUUCUCCAUAGACAAUGAGGGCCAAAUUGUGACAUCUCAGCCCCUUGAUAGGGAAAACCCAACCCAAAGAGUAAUUGCCAUUAAGGUUAUGGCAAAAGAUGGUGGAGGCAGAGUUGGUUUUUGCACUGUAAAAAUAAUCCUCACUGAUGAAAAUGAUAAUGCUCCUCAGUUCAAAGCAUCUGAGUACCAGGUUUCCAUUCAGUCCAGUGUAAACAAAGGCUCCCCUGUCAUCCAGAUAAUGGCUUAUGAUGCAGAUGAUGGCAAAAAUGCGGAUGUCACCUAUACUGUUGAUGAGGCAGAGGAGGUGAUGGAGGAGGUCAUUGAAAUCAACCCCUUCACCGGUGUCGUCAGUACCAAGGAGAGUCUGGUUGGAAUGGAAAACAAAAUUUUUAAUUUCAAAAUCAAGGCUCGAGAUGGAGGCACCCCGUUCUACAACUCCACUGUUCCUGUGCAAGUCAAGGUGGUUUCACCUGAACUGCCUCUGCCAAGAUUCUCAGAGCCUCUAUAUACCUUCUCUGCGGUAGAGGACCUUCCUUUGGGCUCAGAAAUAGGAGUGGUCAAGGCCGAUGCAGACACACCAAUCAUAUACAGUUUGGUAGAUGGUAACACUGUGGAGAGCAAUAAGGAGCAAGUAUUUGGCGUGGACAAAGACAGUGGGGCUCUCUUUGUCCAGAAAGGCAUAGACUACGAGAAGACAAAGUGGUACCAGAUUGAUGUCAUGGCAAACUGCAACCGCAAUGGCACCGAUGUGGCCUCACUGGUAUCUGUGAGCAUCCAAGUCCAAGAUGUGAAUGACAACCAGCCCGUGUUUGAGGCCAACCCUUACCAGGCAUUCCUGGCCGAGAACAUGCCUCCAGGGACAACUGUCAUCCAGGUAACAGCAAAUGAUCCAGACUUGGAAACCAAUGGGGAGGUCACUUACAGGGUGGAGCCUGACCCGGAUGAUGUCAGCGAGGUGUUCACCAUUGACAGCGAGAGUGGCUGGAUCACCACUCUAAAAGAGACAGACUGUGAGACAAACAGACUCUACCGUUUCCAUGUUGUGGCUACUGACCACGGGGGAAAGGUCAAGCUCUCGUCCUCCGUCCUGGUGGAGGUGUUUGUGACAGAUGAGAAUGACAACUCUCCGCAGUUUACAGAAGAGGUGUAUCAGGGCUCUGUCAUUGAGAAUAGCAGGCCUGGUGAAGCCAUUGUCACAGUGAGCGUAACGGAUGCUGAUGUAUCAAAGGAGAACAGGCAGUUCACCUGUUACAUUACAGAUGGAGACCCCCAGGACCAGUUUUCCAUUGUUCAAGUGGGAGAGGAAUGGAAGGUGACCCUGAAGAGCUCUCUAGACAGAGAAGCCAAAGAGAGAUAUGGCCUGAAGAUAAUUGCAACCGACGGAAGAUUUCAAGCCUCUGCCACAGUAGAUGUCCAUGUUCUUGACAUUAAUGAUAACAGUCCACUGUGUGAACAGUUGCUUUACACAGAGGUCAUCAUGGAGAACUCUCCCCCAGGAAUAUUCAUCUUGAAGGUUUCAGCCACAGACCCUGAUAUUGGCACUAACGGCCAGGUCUCAUUCACCCUUCAUGGUCCCAAUGCAGACAAGUUUCAUCUUGACCCACAGACAGGAGAGCUGUUUACCCUGUCUGUGGUGGACCGUGAACGGGAGAUAGAGUAUGACCUGGUAGCCAAAGCCACUGAUGGUGGAGGUCGCUCCUGCCAGGCUGAUGUACUUCUGAUGAUCCAAGACAUGAAUGACAACCCACCAAGAUUCCCCACCAACCAUUAUGAUGUGACCGUUUUUGACAACACCACCGUGAGGACUCCCAUUGCUGUAAUUUAUGCCAAAGACCCAGAUACUGGUAUAAACUCAGAGGUAGUGUAUUCCCUGCUGGGUUCUGACAGCAGUUACUUCUCCUUGGAUGAGUUCUCUGGGAUCCUGCGCUUGGAGCGGUCUCUGUCCGAUGAGCCCCAGUCCAAGUUCGAGCUGAAGGUCCAAGCCACGGACCGGGGGCUCCCUCACCGACGCUCCUCCAUUGCCACGGUGACCGUGUCUGUGGUGGACCUCAAGGACUACCAGCCAGUCUUCCUGAGUAACGAAUACACCGCCCAGAUCCCAGAGUCCAUCGCCGUCGGAACUGAAAUCCUGAGUGUGUCUGCCCUGGCCAAAGACGCAACGGACAACGUGCCGAUUACCUAUGACAUCGUCUCUGGCAAUGAGCAUGGAAAGUUUGAAAUUGAUUCCGAAACCGGUGCGCUGUUGGUGAACGGCUCCCUUGACUUUGAGCACUGCCGCGAGUACUACCUGUCAGUGGAGGGGGCGAGGGGCAAGUCUUCCCUCAGCGACAUCGCCAUGGUGAUUAUCAACAUCACGGACAUCAACGACAACGCGCCUGCCUUCGGCCUGGGUGACUACAGCAAAGAGAUCUCCGAGGAUAUCUCGCCUGGAGACACAGUGAUGCAGGUUUCUGCUGAUGACCUUGACGGGCCUUUGAACAACAUCAUUCACUACUCCAUCGCCAGUGGGGACCCCGAGCGACAGUUUGGUAUCGAUCCCCGCAGUGGGGAGAUCAGAGUGAUCCGCAGGCUGGACAGGGAGGAGGUCACUCACUACUCUUUAACCGUGCAAGCAGCGGACUCAGGUCACCCCCCCUUGUCGACCGCCGUGCAGGUCACCGUGACUGUGUCUGACGUCAACGACAACCCGCCCGUGUUCUCCAAGAUCAACCACAGCGUCGUCCUCCAGGAGGGAGAACCAAUGGGCAGCAGCAUCCUCCAGCUCUCCGUGACGGACAGAGACACCCCCCGGAACGGCCCUCCCUUCUCCUUCCACAUCCUAUCUGGGAACGAAGACAAGCGCUUCCACAUAGACCAGGGGGGCCUGCUCUCCGUCGGGGGGCCUCUCAGGAAAAGGACGAAGGCCCAACACCUGCUGAAAAUCCAGGUGACAGACAGUGGCCACCCCCCGCUCUCCUCCAUAUGUGUGGUGCGAAUCAACAUCACGGAGCAGAGCAGAUAUCCCCCUUCAGUGGUGCCUCUGGAUGUUUUCAUCACCACCACCGACAGGGCCUUCUCCAGCAGGCUCAUCGGCAAGCUCCACGCCACCGACCAGGACCUCCACGAUGUUCUCUCCUACAAGCUGGACCAGGACUCCCCGGACAGCGGGCGGUUCUCCGUGGGCGCCGCGGAUGGGAAGAUUGUGGCGGAGAGCCCGCUGGAGCCGGGCCUGUACUUCCUGAACGUCAGCGUGUCCGACGGGAAGUUCAGCGCCUGGGCGGGCGUGCGGGUCCACGUGUGGACCGCCACUCAGCAGGCUCUGGACCGGGGCGUCACGCUACAGCUGGCCGGCUUGACGCCCGAGGAGUUCGUGAGCGACCACUGGAGGGCGGUGCAGCGCAGCCUGGGGGCCGGGCUUCACGUGGCCAGCCUGCAGCAGGAGCCCGGCUCCUCGAGCCUGGAGGUGCUGCUGGUGUGGAGGACCGCCGAACCUCCGCCGGCCAACCAGCUGGCCCGGGUCAUGGAGGAUGAUAUAGGCGUCAACGUCCUGAGGGUACGCCAGGGUAGCUGCGUGGGUCUGGACUGCCCCCCCAGGGGCUGCAGGAACACGGUCCACAUGACGGGCGAGAGGGCGUUCCACUACACCUCGGCGAGGACCGGCUUCAUUACCCCACGCCACACCUGGGAGAGCGUCUGUUUCUGUAAUGAAUCAGCUGUGAGGUUUGACGGGAACGGAUAUCUCAAGUUCCUCUACCAGGCAGACGCAGCGAAGCAGGUGGAGCAGAACUUCCAGCUGUCUCUGAACAUAAAGACUUUUCAGGAGCAAGGCCUGGUCAUGUCCACUAACAGCACUGACUGGGGAGCCCUGGAGGUUGACGGCGGGGAGCUCAGGUUCAGGUACGGCUGUGGGAACGCGCUGCCGGGGGCUCUGCGGGUGAGGGCCGGCCCCGUGUCGGAUGGACGCAGGCACCACGUCCUGCUGGAGGUCCGGGGCGUGGAGCUGACGCUGACCCUGGACCGGACUCACUCCGACUCAGUCACCCUGUCCGAGCCCUGCCGGAUGACCCGUCCUGGAGGGGCGCUGGCAUUCGCCGCCCCCUGGUCCCCGCCCCACGGGGGGGGGCGCACGGAGGGCUUCCGCGGCUGCCUGGACGAGGUGGCGUUCAACGGGGAGGCUGUGAGGGCUGCCGAGGGAGGGCAGCGACCCCAAUCUCAGCUCGGGGACAGGAGGGUGUUCGGCCGGUACCAGUGCUGCUCCCAAACUGAGGGCUGUGCCAGUCACCCCUGUCAGAACGGCGGGACCUGUGAGGAGAUCUCAAAUGGAGAAUUCCGCUGCAGCUGUACACUGCAGUACUUUGGCUCCCGUUGUGAGCAGGCCAACAACCCCUGUAGCUCCCAGCCUUGUGCCCAUGGAGGGACCUGCCAACCGAAGGCUCAGGGUUAUAUCUGCAGCUGCCCAGAUCAUGCGACCGGAAACAGGUGUCAAGAGAGCAUCAACGCAUGUUCCUCAAACCCGUGCCCGAGCGGUUAUGACUGUAAAAUGAAUGAAAAGGGUUUGAUGCACUGUGACCCGUUGCCCCAGGUGUCUGGGGGCAUUGGUGUGGUGGAGAUUGUGGAGAUCGCAGCCAGUGCAUUGGGCAUCUUGUUCCUCGUGGGGGUCUUUGUUUGCAUCCGCAAGAGGUAUGUCCAACGGAAGAAACAAAAGCCGGCCACCACCCGCGACUCCAACGGCUACUACCCACCCAGCCUGGCCAAGAGCAUGAUGGGAGACGGGCAGCAGACUCCGCCCAUCGAGAUGAACAUGCUGGCAGAUUCCAGGAAUGACUUGGAUCACGACCCGUUCCGGACACUGAAGCCACGCGGACAGACCGAGCUGGUGUCCCGGGGAGGGAACCAGGCCCAAAAGGCACAAGGGCCCGUGGUGUGCAGUGUGGCCCCCAACCUACCCCCUCCACCGCCCUCUAGCUCAGACAAUGAAUCAAUCCUUAAAAACAACUGGGAGCUGGACUAUGACGUGUAUCCUGCUGACCCUGACUACUACGGCCGGCCCACAGUCCAGGAGUUCCCUCAGUUUGACAUCGUGGAGGGCACGUUCCCAGCUGUGCCGACCAUGGACCCCCGUCGGACUUCCCGCUUCGGGGGUUUUCCGUUCCCCCUGGACCGCUGCGACCGGCGGGCCCCGCUGCCCCCCUGCUACAGCAACCAGAAUCUGGAUGACUUCCUGGGGCCCGACGGGCAGCCCUUGCCCACCUCCCAGUGCCCCAACGAGUACACCGCCAUCAGCUACUACCCCACGGAGCGCACGCACAGCGUGGACAACGUGUCCGGCGGGAACUACCGGCGGCUGAGCAUGCGGCUGAGCGUGGCCCAGCCCUCCUACGCAGACUGCAGCCCUCCUCCGCAAGGGGCCCUGGGCCUCCCGGUGCAGGAGCCCCACAGCUACGCGGGUUCAGACAUGGUGGAGAGUGACUACGGCAGCUGCGAGGAGGUCAUGUUCUGAAGCAGCGUAGCUGAGGGGCAGGAUGUUCCUAUCAGGCAGCUUUAUGUUUUUAAAUUCUUCUUGGAAGGACACCCAGGAGCUGAGGUGCUUCCACAACUAUUUCAGCCAGAGUCCCGCCCCCGGAAGACAGAAAGGGGAAGACUUUAAACAGAAUUAAUUCGUUUUUGUUUGCUGUCGUUUCUGGUGUUAGGCAGUAAUAAAGAUGCCUCAAGAAAUUCUUGAGAAGGCUGGCCAUCCCCAGGGUCUGGGUCCAGUCCGUGUGCAAAGCUUUCUUCACUUGACAACAGGACUUCAUGAAGCAAGCUCAUAGUUCAUAGAGCCUCUGAUAUUCACAGCUCUCAUAGUGUCAUAGUCCUGCUAAAAAUCAAUCACUGGCUGUCAGGUGGCGUAUGUAAGGAUGGACUAGUUUGCACAUCCAAGUAUGCAAACUCAAGCAUGCACAUUUCACCAGUGCAAAAUGACUGAUGUAGAGCCAUAUUUUUAAAUUAUUCAUAUUGAGAGACAACUUAUGUAUCCUCUUACUGCAAUAACCCACAUCCACUUUAUAUCUUACUGAAAAUAAUGAUUCUAAAACUGGGUUUUUAAACUGGUUUAGAAUCUAUAUGAAACAAAAGCAAUAAUAUGUUUAAAUCGUUGGUGUUGUAGACUAAAUAUGUGCAAUUCUUUUCACUCAAGAACAUUAGUGGUGAACCAGACAAGAACUCAGGCCGCAUUCAAGAAUAUUAUUUGCUUAUCCAUUCAUCAAUCCAGCAAUGCAAGUAAAGACUACUACACAAAUACAUGUGUUAUGCUACAACGCUAUAAAAAAGCUUAUAUACUUUUUAUUGAAAAAUGUAAAUAUGUAACCAGUGCAAAGACUUAUGUAUUAGUACACAUACGAUCCAGAAAUUAUAUAUCAAGAUAAAAAUUUUCUUUCUUGCUAUAUGUAAGAAAUUAUGAAUAUGCGGUAUAAAGUGCAGUGUGUUAUUCUGGGAUAGAAACAUAGAAAGUAUGGGGGCUGGCUCCUCUCAGUAAAAGUAAAGGGAAAAAAAGAAAUUAGCAUUUCAGUUGGCAUAAACUUUAAUCUAUCUAAUAAUAUGUACUUUAAAAAGAAUGUACCUGUUUUGUCAUAGAUACCAUAAUGUGAAAAGUAUUUUCAUUCCAAAUGUCAUGUGCCAUGUGCUUCUUACCAAUCUAUAAAUUAGAUGGUGUUAAGUUUUGCUAAGGUAAAAUUCUAAAGCUGUUUUUGUGUUGUGAUAAUAAUACUGUUUUGUGAAUAACUGGCGGUUAUAUACACACGUAGGUAUGAAUGUGUGAGUGAAUGGUGUGUGGACCCUGUGAUGGAUUGGCGACCUGUCUAGGGUGUAUUCCUGCCUCUCGCCCACUGCAUUCUGGGAUAGGCUUUAGCCUAUGUGUAUAUAAAUAUAGAGUACACACACAGCAUAUAAUUCAAGGAAUGAAGUGUCAGGAAACACCCACCCCAAACAAAUCGACCGAGAGCACUUAUUAAUAAUGAUCUGCAUCUGUGCAAUCUAUAGGGACAUACAGCACAGAUGCAGGCCUUGUGCUAUUGUUUACAAUGACAAAUUUUAGAAUACGCUGCCUUGAGGGAUUUAUGCCAUCAUAACAUUAUUGUCUUCCGCUGACCCUGCCUGCUCUUUGUGCAUGAUGUUACUGCAUUAUACUGCCUGCGAAUGAGGUGUUUGCUUUCUUUUUUUUACUAAAACAUGUCUGUACGUAAAGGAAAUGUGUGCUUUUCUUGUGUAGAGCGAAGACCAAUUUAUUAUUUAUGGAAUGGAUGAUGUGGUUGGGAAUAAACCGGCAAUGUUGCCACCCUUAGAUCUUUAUUGGUUGGAGAGUUGUGGUAGGUCGGCAUAGUGAAGUUCUAACUUCUGAAGGGAGUAGCUCAUUGAAUUACAUAUGUAUGGAAGAGAGACUGACAGGGAAGCACAAUAAAGCAGUGGUCAGAUAUGCAGAGCACGUGUUGGUCCAGGGAGUUCAUCUGAAUGUACUGAUAUUGUAUUGUGUUUCUCAAUGUGGGUGAGCCCCAUGUUUAACAUAGUUGUUUCUCUGUGAGAUAAUUAUAUUAUGAUGUCACUUUGCUUCAUUAAUUUUCUUUAUUGUAAAACAUAAAUGUACAUAACAUAAAUAAAAAGUAUUGUUUUGUAUUA
Molecule: messenger RNA, 15173 nt
Organism: Conger conger (European conger)
Lineage: Eukaryota; Metazoa; Chordata; Actinopteri; Anguilliformes; Congridae
Gene: fat2
Product: FAT atypical cadherin 2
Exons: 23
Coding region: 1-13023 (4340 amino acids)
Biological process (GO): homophilic cell-cell adhesion
Cellular component (GO): adherens junction; plasma membrane
Molecular function (GO): calcium ion binding
Source: RefSeq, a predicted model, not a curated record